Adineta steineri is the source of this 981-nucleotide messenger RNA. The record is from the annotation of a GenBank genome assembly. NCBI's taxonomy places the organism in Eukaryota, Metazoa, Rotifera, Eurotatoria, Adinetida, Adinetidae.
AUGAGUGUCGCACGAUAUCUUCACACAGCAUCCACAUUAGCAGAUGGAUAUGUAUUAGUUGCUGGUGGAGAGGCCAACUAUACUACUUAUCUCAAUAGUGCUGAAUUGUACAAUCCAUCAACAGGCACUUGGACAACCACAGGAAACAUGGGUGUCGCACGAGAAGAACACACAGCAUCCACAUUAACGAAUGGAUUAGUAUUAGUUACUGGUGGACAGAGUAGUAAUGGUGUUUAUCUCAAUAGUGCUGAAUUGUACAAUCCAUCAACAGGCAAUUGGACAACUACAGGAAACAUGAGUGUCGCACGAUUUUGGCAUACAUCAUCCACAUUAGCAAAUGGAUCAGUAUUAGUUACUGGUGGAUUCGGCAGUAGUGGUGGUUACAAUAAUGCUGAAUUGUACAAUCCAUCAACAGGCACUUGGGUAACUACAGGAAGCAUGAGUAUCGCACGAUGUCGUCAUAAAGCAACCACAUUAGCAAAUGGAUUAGUAUUAGUUACUGGUGGAAACUACAAUGGUUAUACCAAUAGUGCUGAGUUGUACAAUCCAUCAACAGGCACUUGGGCAACUACAGGAAGCAUGAGUGUCGCACGAGCCUCUCACACAGCAUCCACAUUAGCAAAUGGAUUAGUAUUAGUUGCUGGUGGAACCUACAACGGUUUUAGUGCUUUAAAUAGUGCUGAAUUAUACAAUCCAUCAACCGGCACUUGGACAACUACAGGAAACUUGAGUGUUGCACGAUAUUAUCACAUAGCAUCCACAUUAGCAAAUGGAUCAGUAUUAGUUGUUGGUGGAAGCAACAACGGUGAUUAUCGCAAUAGUGCUGAAUUGUACAAUCCAUCAACAGGCAUUUGGACAACUACAGGAAACCUGAGUAUUGCACGAUAUGAACACACAGCAACCACAUUAGCAAAUGGACAAGUAUUAGUUGCUGGUGGACUUGGCAGCAGUGGUAUUCUUAAUAGUGCUGAACUUUAUUAA